GACAGUGAUAACCCAUGCCAUGGAAUGGGUUGGUACAAUUGUCCUUCUCCUUCUUGUAUAUUUUUCUUGCCAUCUGCUCAUAUCAUCUAAGAGGAAACUAUGGCACAAGGGGAGACUUCCUCCGGGACCCACUCCUCUGCCCCUGAUUGGGAAUUUCCUGCAGAUCAAAGCAUCCCAAACCUUAAAAUCUCUUCUCAAGCUGCAUGAAAAAUAUGGCCCUGUUUUCACUGUCUAUUUUGGAUCACAUCCGGUUCUGGUCUUAUGUGGACAUCAAGCUGUGAAGGAGGCCCUGAUAGACAAGGCAGAAGAGUUCAGUGGAAGGUCUACCGAGCCUGUACUCGAGAGGACCUUCCAAGGAUAUGGGGUGAUCUGUUCCAAUGGAAACCGCUGGAAGCAACUGCGCUGCUUUUGCAUCACCAUUUUGAAGAGUUUUGGAAUGGGGAAAAAGUCUAUUGAGGAACGAAUCCAAGAGGAAGCCCAAUUCCUGCUGGAGGAAUUGUGGAAGAUGAAGGUAAAACCUUUUGAUCCAACACACCUCUUCAGCAGCGCAUUGUCGAAUAUAAUUUGCUCCAUUGUUUUUGGGGACCGUUUUGACUAUGAGGACAAGGAAUUCAAGGUUCUCCUGGAGAUGAUAUGCAACAUCUUCCGGGAGAUUAGCACAGCUUGGUCUCAGGAAAAAGACAAUCCAGGCAGUGAAUUUAAUAUGAAGAACUUGGAGCUCACCACAGUUAAUCUGUUCAUAGCUGGAACAGAGACAACCAAUUCGACCCUGAGAUAUGGGUGCCUGCUUCUCAUGAAAUAUCCUGACGUGCAAGCAAAAGUGCAUGAGGAAAUUGAUCGAGUGAUUGGCUGUAAUCGUGUCCCCAACACUGAGGACCGGAGCCAGAUGCCGUAUACAGAUGCCGUCAUCCAUGAAGUACAAAGAUGCAGUGAUCUCUUUCCUAUGAGUGUGGGCCACAUGGUUACUCGUGACACUGAAUUCAGAGGAUACUUCCUUCCUAAGGGGAUGGAGGUGUACCCUGUGCUCAGUAGUGUCUUGCAUGACCCCACAAUGUUUAAAAGCCCUAAUGCUUUCAACCCAGAGAACUUCUUGGAUGAGAAUGGAUGCUACAAGAAGAAUGAGGCCUUUGUGCCAUUCUCCGCAGGGAAACGAACUUGUCUGGGAGAAGCAUUGGCCCUCAUGGAGCUUUUCCUCUUCUUCACCACCAUCCUGCAGAAUUUCCAACUGAAGCCCCUUGUGCCUCCAGAGGACCUUGACAUAACCCCCUGUGAGAGUGGCUUUGCCAACAUCCCACCCUUGUAUGAGCUUUCCGUCAUCCCACGUUGAGCCCAAGACCCCUUUCUCCUUCAGCUUGGGACUCUUGCAUAAGCUGCAUUUACAGACUCCACUAGGAGAAG
Molecule: messenger RNA, 1398 nt
Organism: Anolis sagrei ordinatus
Lineage: Eukaryota; Metazoa; Chordata; Lepidosauria; Squamata; Anolidae
Source: RefSeq, a predicted model, not a curated record